Bipolaris zeicola 26-R-13 is the source of this 1266-nucleotide messenger RNA. RefSeq lists its product as uncharacterized. The transcript is spliced from 2 exons. Lineage: Eukaryota; Fungi; Ascomycota; Dothideomycetes; Pleosporales; Pleosporaceae. The record is from RefSeq and is a predicted model, not a curated record. The coding region runs from base 1 to 1266 and encodes 421 amino acids.
AUGGCUCGUGCAGCUCCGCCGUCGGGUAUCCUAAGUAUGGACGACUUUAUGAAGCAGAACCAGGAUGAGCACCAAGCACAACGUGAGGCGAGGUAUGCUACUACUGUUCCUCCAGCAAAGAAGGCAAAGUCGAGUGAGAAUGCGACGCCGCUUACCCCAGUUGCGGUUGGUGCCCGGUCAUCCAAGCAUACGAUACUCUUGCAUGAAAAGUAUCAAGCUCUUGGUAUCCAGCAACCGCUGUUCACUUAUGAGGGGAGCAGCAGCUCAAGCUGGGCUGCCAGAGUUAGCUUUCCUGGUCUUGAAGAUGUCGAGGAACUGCAAGGACUGAGUGGGGAUAAGGGAUUCAACAGCAAGCAGGAGGCCAAGGAAGCAUUGAGUGAGAAGGCGUUUGCAGUGCUGGAAGAGAUGGAGAGGCAAGGUAGAGUCAAGAAGGCUGGGAAAACCCGGAAGAAGAGUGUAGGAGGGCAGCUAGAGGAGCAGCAGAAUCUUACGGAGAGAGAGCCAGUGGAAAACUAUGUUGGCAAGCUACUUGAAUACCAACGCUCAAUCUCUGGCCCCCAGCCAACCUACACCGACUACCAAUCCGGCACCCAGUUUGCCUGCCUCCUAACCUUCGAAGGCCACCCCAAACCCUUCGGCACCCUCACUUCCCUCUUCUCCUCAAAGAAAGCAGCGCGUCAAGACGCCGCCCGCCACGCCGUCGAGCACUUCAAAGCCCUGGGCACCUGGCCCCAAGACACGCCCAUCGGCGGCAUCAAGAAGAAGAAAGCCUCGAAAGCCUCCCUACCAUCUCCAUCUCCUCCUUCUUCUUCUUUCUCCUCUUCCCUCCUCUCAUCCAUCCAACCCCCAACUCCCAGUCAAAGUACCAGUGACAGUACUGUGGGUACCAGCUUCGCCCAACGCGUCGCCACCCUCGCCGCAACCCUCGCCCUCCCCACCCCAGAAUGGAAAUACGUCCCGCACCCCUCCGACCCCGCCUUCCACUCUGUCGCCUGUUUCUUCCGCGACGCAGGUCCGCACGAGGGCCCCAUCGGCGAGGUGCGGAAUGUGUUUGGCAAGAAGAAGGCCAAGGAGGAGUGUGCGCGGUUGACGCUCGAGUAUCUGCUUGAUGUUAGGGACAUGAGGCGGGCGUAUGGGGCGAGGAUGAUGGCGGGGGUUGUAGGGGGAGAAGGCGUGGUUGGUGGGGUUGAGGGACGGAGGGUGGAGAGUGGGGGGGAGGGGAGUGAGGAUGAGUUUGUUGAUGCGGAGGAAGGGGGGUUGAUUUGA